Zophobas morio is the source of this 5682-nucleotide messenger RNA. RefSeq lists its product as uncharacterized. Gene Ontology annotation, biological process: establishment of protein localization to organelle. The record is from RefSeq and is a predicted model, not a curated record. The transcript is spliced from 5 exons. Bases 53 to 907 code for a protein of 284 amino acids. Gene Ontology annotation, cellular component: late endosome membrane; plasma membrane; lysosomal membrane. NCBI's taxonomy places the organism in Eukaryota, Metazoa, Arthropoda, Insecta, Coleoptera, Tenebrionidae.
AGUAGAAUUAAAGGAACUGUAUAAUCGUGUAGAUGGUGUGAAGUGCUACAUCAUGGUUCGGCAAGAAAUGGCUGUUCAUUUAAAAUUAUUGUUAAUUCAUACAACGAUAUUGUCACUGGUGUCGGCAUUAACACUUCCAAGUCAGGUAUCUCCUAAAUCCAUUAUAAAGUUAAGUUCCUCAACUACAGAACCUGGAAGUGGUUCUUUAGUGACACCAGCAAGUACGGCCUCUAAAGAUACAGACAGUGAAUUAGCUGUAUAUAGAUAUAUUAAUAGCAAUACUGGAACAUGUAUUCUGCUACAGGCCGAUGCUGUGGUUGAGGUCAACUUCCUACUUAAUAAUUUAGAUGAGCAGGCAGAUUCCUACAUUCCUAAGGAUGCGCUAGUUGAUGGAAAUUGUAAGAAUGAAGACGCUUCCUUUUUGAGUAUAUCUUGGAAAGGGUACCGAUUGUUGUUGAAUUUUGCUAAGACACCAGGAGGAGAACGCUGGUACAUAGAUAACGUUGAAUUGGCUGUCAGUCCGGACUUGUAUCAAUUACGUGGUAUUCAGACUCAUGGUAAACUGAUAAAACUCUACCAUAAAGAAAUCUUAAUUCCCACACCUAUUGGUAAAUCUUAUGCUUGUGAAGAAGUAGAUAUUGAUCUCAUACCAGAUGAAGAAGAUAAUCCUCCACCAGGACUACGCGGAUCUUUAUUGUUACGGAAAUUGCAACUUCAGCCAUUUAUCUACAAAGGAGAAAACUUUGAGGCAGCAUUUGAAUGUAAACCCCAAAGAACACACCUAGAUGAAACUGCGCCAAUUGCAGUCGGCUCAACCUUAGCCAUAGCUGUUUUAAUGACAGUGACUGGGUAUGGAAUUUUUAGAUAUUUUAAGAUUAAAAACGUUCAGUAUAACACCAUGGAAUAAAGUUUUAAUUUUGGCAUGAAUUGUUACAUAUCGUUUGUUGUUGAUUAGAGUUUUAUAAAAUGUUUUUUUGACAUAUAACUUAACACAUAACGAAGUUAUUGAUCAUAUUUAAAGCUCUUUAUAGAAAAUUAUCGGUUCUAAAACAGUUUUUAGAAAAUCAACAGCGAAUGCUCUAGAAAACUAACUGUUACCGACUUAUUUUUUGUUCUAUUCGUAUUUGAUUUUAGUUUGGGCUUUACAUGAUACGAUUACGUAUUUUUGAAUUUAUAUAUACAUAUUAUGUUAUGUCAGUCUACGAGUUGGUCCAUUUAGUUCUAAGUUCUCACGAAGAUAUUCAAAAAACUCAGACGAAUUUUGAACACUGUAGUAGGUUUAUAACCCUUAAAUUUACAUGGCAUGACUAUAAUUGGCAAGUCACAAUUACCAAAAUUUGUUAGAUAUUACAGUGUUUUUUGUGUAUAACUAUUAUCUUAACAUACGCAGCUAAAUUUGAUUAUUUAUAGUAAUUUUCAAAGCCCUGCUUAAUCAAAAUUUUAGCAUUUUGUAACGAACAAUGCGCCAAGUGAGUAUGGUUUUUAUACCUUGACUGAGAUUUGGAUGAUUACGGUCUAAUUAACAAUUAGGAAUUUUAAGUUAAAAAAAAUGCAAAUUAAAACUACUAUCUUCUAAGUAUUUGUGGUUUGUAAAUUAUAUGACCUAAAAUAUCCUGAAUUAAUAAUAUUUAAUUAUUAAAACAAAAUUGACAUUUUGUGAUGAAAUUUUCCAUACUGUCCUGUAAUGUGUCUAAAAAUAACGUAUCACAAAGUAAUCUCUGAAGCUCAAAUGUAAUUUUAAUUGUACACAUAUCUCCGAAAAAGACAAACGUGUGAAUAAUCUAUAUACAGUAUUUCGAAUGAAGUUGUCUUCAGUCAAUAAAAUUGUUUUUAUACAUUCUAUUUUCAUUAAUGCCAUUGGACUAUGUAAUAAACUCAAGUUUAUCUCAAUAAGUGAGUUAUCAAUUUUUGCAAAAAGACUGGGCUUGAUAUUUUAAGCAUCUACUGCAAUUUAACCAUCGAUACGUCAAAACUUAUUUAUUUUUUAAUGUAUUUAUUAAUUCUUUAAAAGCAUUUACUUGCUUCCAAUGUCAGGAUCUAUAUUUAUUCCUCAGUUUUCCAUUUUGUGUAAUAAGUACUGGAGCUUUAAAUACUGUAUGCUCUUUUUAUAAUUACGGUCAUCUUACCAUCGAAAACCAGAAAUUUCAGAAAAAAAUAGGUACCAUUAAACUUCUGUGGCCAAGAUAUCAGAACACACAGCUAUGUCUUCGAGGUAAAGUCCGGCUAAAGAUGUGCGUUUACAACCGUUCAUUUUACAGCGGAUCCUUCAUAAAACGCAAUAAAUGCAUGCAAUGGCACGUUAGACCGACAGUUAAGUAGGCUACGUGCAGCACUGAAAUAAUUUUUUUUUUGUUAUUGUUACAAAUUGUUGGUACUUGUUAUUUUUAGGAGAAGGUCAUGACCAGGCAAGUGGAUUCUUGCCCCCUUUGUGACGAACUCAUAAAAAUUACAGCAACUUGAGUACCACUUAAACAAUAAUCACACGAUAUCUUUAGCCGAGCUAUAACAUAGAUACUCCUAUAUAUUUUCUGAAAUUUGUUAUUUCUGUCGAUAGGGUAAUAGUAAUUUGCAUAACCAUAGAUUUAUCCGUGUUAAAUUUAAAUCUCUAGUACUAGCGUUUAUUUUAUUCGUAAAUUUAGUUCUACCUUCAUCUUCAGGCAUGAUUUUACUACAAGAAUUCAUGUACGUUGUAUGUUAUGCAUACUGUUUGAUAUUAAGACAGGUUUAAGGCGACUACAGUUUUGAACCGUUUAUGAUAUUUGGCAUAUCGAAGUUUGACAGUUAAAAUAAAAAAUGAAAAUCUCUUUAGAACCUCUAAGGAAGUAUUCAGUUUGAUUAAUCAAAAUUUGAUACUAUUGGACAGGUUAAUGUUGCAUAAUAACUUAGUUUUUUUCAAAAUCAUUAAGACGCGCUAAAUGUGUUUAAGCAAAUACUGUGAAAAUUAUAUGAAAUACAAUUUUUUUAUAGAUACAUAUCAUGUAUUCGUAUUCGUGUUUUUUAAGUUUUGUGGAGGAUAAUAUAAGGUCUUUUUUGAAACAUGGUCGGCCUUAUCUUUUAGAAAAAUAAUAAUUAAAACAAAGAUGAGUUGUGAUUACAGUAAACUUGUUUUAUAAUGUUGCAAUGAGAAUUAUCUUUGGCAAAAUGUCCUAAGAUGGUGUCGUUAUGCUGACUUCUUUUCGAAUUACAAACAAAAUCUUGAAGAAACUAAAACAUAUUUUUUCUACAAGUACUUUUUUAAGAAAGUAAUUUUUAGGUGACAGUUAUUAUUAUUAUGGCGUUCAUUUUUAGUAAUCAUUUUUACCACUGUUGUGAACUAGAAAAUGUCAACAUUUAAGGCAGAAUUUAAAAAAUGUACAAUAUUAAUAUAUAUCACAUUGUAUUCUUCACAUGUGAAACAGUUGGAUUUUUAAACGUUUUGCCUUUUUAACAUUAGUUUUGGCAUUACGGCAAAACAGGUGUUAAAUAUCAAAUGCCUGACGUUAUUUCCACCCAGAAGCUUACUAACAUAUCUACUGUAUAUACAACGUGGUUUGAGCGAGGGAAGAAAUGACGUCCCAGUAUAGAUCUUCUAAUGUCAUUUUCUUAUGUAUAAAUUCUAUAAAAUAAUAUGGUCUAAAAAUCAAUUUUACUAUCGGACUUAAAAUCUGAAUGUUUUAUGAAUUAUCCGGAUUUUAAGUUCUUUUUACAUUUUUUUAACUUAAAUUUGGUGAUAUUGGAAGGUGCUUAAAUACAUAAGUGCAUAAAAUGUAGUUUUGCACUUGCUGUUUACCAUUUCCCCACAAUUGAUUUCGCUAAAAAAAACUACGUCAAAAAUAUCAAUGUUCUUUAUAUGUAUAUGAAAUUUAAAGAAAAACCGUGUGGUGUUUUAUCGUGUAAUGAUGUUAUUUCCUUCUCAUGUAACAAAAUAGGUAGUUGUCGGUUUCUGGGACCAUUAACCAAAUGAUUGUACGGAGACGGCUUCAAAUAUUCUUUAAAAAUUUAUAGUAAUGAGACGAAUCGAUCUCUUGGUGAAAAUAAAUCAGACGAUAGAUAAUAGCAGCACAGGCUAGUUUCUUUUAACAGCUAUAUAUUGUUCUAUAAGGCACUAUUAACUUUUUAUUACAUCAAAAAUGAAAUCGAAACUUUCUUUUAAUAUUACUUUUUGUAAGAUUGCAGAUGUAAACCGGUACCACGAUCUACGAAAGCAACUACUUACUUUAAAAGGAAAUAACUUUUAGUGAUACUUAAACUAAAUCAUACAAAUUCAUGCAAACAUUACUGUUUGAGGUUUAGUUAACAUGAAAACGGUGAAUUCUAUUAUGUUUAAGACUGACUAGUAAGCACCUAAUCGUUAGAAGUUAGAACUAAGGCUACUUAACAUACGUUACUCAGCUGUACUAUAAAUGUUUCAAAACAGCAAUAAUACUUCAAAUAAAGCGCAAGCAAGCUGAACAGUGUGACGUAUAUUAGAUAGAAUUCUAGUCAAAGGUAAAUAGUUAAUGUAUUUUUGACAAGUUUUUACACAAUGGGGAAUGGUAAACACAAAAACUGAAAAUCUGAAGGCACAAAUCUGUGUCAUUAGACUUUUUACGAUCUUAAAAGAGUUAGUUAAAUUUUUAUUGUUGUUUGCUUUAGUUAAAAUUUAUUUCAUUAUUCAUAAUUACUUAAUGUGUUUCAUACUAUAGAGGUGGACUUGUUAUACUUAAAUAGUGUAUUUAAGCAUCGAUGUGAACUUGUUACACUUAUUCGAAUAUUAGUUCUCUAAUACUUAUUCUGAAAUAGAUACACGCAUUAGACAGUGAUUUAAAACAAUAGUAGAAAUUGCAAAUUUCACAGUUUCACUCAAUAAAUAUAUUCAAAAAGCAUCGUAACAAAUAUUAUUUGUGAUAAUUUAAAGUAAUAAUGUGGUGAUAUUAAUGAAAGUUAUUUAUAUGGUUUGUAUAUAGAUUAAACAAUACUUAUCAUAAAAAAAUAGUGACAUAUCUAAAUUGCAGAGUAAUUUUAAACUAUAGACUAUGCAAUAAUUUUUAGUUUUUAUAAUUAAAAAUAGUGCCAUAUCUAAAUUGCAGAGUAAUUUUGAAGUACAGAUUAUGCAGUAAUUUCUAGUUGUAAUCAAAAUAUGUUUCGGUUUCUUAAAAAAUAAUUGUUUUUUUAAUACAUGUUAUAUGUGUUUCAAAUUACUCUUUUUGCAAUUUAUAGCAAAACCUUUCAUUUCUUAUGAAAAGUAAGUGAAGUGAUGAUAUUGAGCAGCCUAUACAAUGGGCAAAGUAAAGUGGUUGUGAAAAAAAUAUUUAAAAUCUUCACGCUCAAAUUCACUGCUUCUUAUAUGAACUGAAGGUUUUACCUUGAGCAAUGAGUUUUGUGUAGAUAUAUUUAUUAAUGUAUUAAAUUUUAUUCGGUAAUGUAAAUAUUAUAAAAAAGUUUAAUAAAGUAAGGGGACAAAAUGCUUUAUGAAAAAAUAUAAUAAAAAAAUCAAAAUAAAAUACUUAAACAAGCAAAUUAUUACCAAUAUAUUUGUAAACGAAAGAUAUAUUUUUUCAUAAAGCCUUUUGAGAAUUUGCCAUGGUUUGUCUUCCAUAAAAUAAAAUAAUAUAAAAUGGGUGUGUAACUUCGUGCAUGUGUACAUUGCCACUGAUAUCAUAAAUUACAUAUUAUUAUAAUUAUUUAGGGUUAAUUAGAAAUAAAGAUACACUGAAAUAUAAA